Messenger RNA from Lachnellula hyalina, 957 nucleotides. Its product is annotated as Meiotically up-regulated protein. Lineage: Eukaryota; Fungi; Ascomycota; Leotiomycetes; Helotiales; Lachnaceae. Gene Ontology annotation, molecular function: actin filament binding. Gene Ontology annotation, cellular component: cytoskeleton. The transcript is spliced from 4 exons. The record is from RefSeq and is a predicted model, not a curated record. The coding region runs from base 1 to 957 and encodes 318 amino acids.
AUGGCACCUUCGGCUACGCAACUCGUUACUCCGGUGCAGGAGGUUAAGGUCAAGCAGGCUGAGACGCAUGUUCAUGGCGCAGAAGAUAAGUCGCCUUUAGAAGCUAUCAGUCAAGGACCUAUGAUUCAUCCUGGAAUCCCAACUUUCUCAUCCCACGCCGAACACCGCAAACACAUCCUCAUUCACACCGCCGCCGUUUUCCGUGAUUUUUCCCGCAAAGGCUUCACCGAAGGAAUGUCCGGUCACAUUUCCGUCCGAGACCCCGAAUUCGAGAACUACAUCUGGAUGAACCCACUUGGGAAGCACUUCGGUCUCAUGACUGCCGGUGAUUUGAUCUGCUUCGAUAUUAAGACCGGGAAAGUUGUGGGUGGAAAUAGGGCAUAUUUGGAAAAGACCAAGACAGGAAAUUCAGCAGGAUUCCUCAUCCAUUCUGAAAUCCAUAAGGCGAGGCCCGAUAUCCACGCUGUUUGCCAUGCUCAUACAAACGCUGGUCGUGCCUGGUCUGUGUUUUCCAAGGGUCUUGAUAUGCUGAACCAGGAUAUCACCUAUCUGUACGAUAGUAUCGCCGUGUAUUCAGAAUACGGCGGUAUUGUCUUUGCCGAGGAGGAGGGUAGGAAUAUUGCUCGUGCUUUGGGAACAAAGAACAAGGUGGCAAUUCUCCUCAACCACGGCCUCCUCUCAACCGGAAGCACAGUCGACGAAGCCGGCUUCAUGUUCGGGCUACUUGACCGGGGCUGCGCAAUCCAGCUACAAGUCGAGCAGGCGUGUGCUGGAAACCCGUCGUUGGUGAAGCAUGUUGUCAGUGAUGAGGAGGCGGCGUAUAACUUCAAGAUGGCGAGUGAGAAGAACGCGCUGUAUGCUGAGGCGCAGCCGGAUCUGGAUUAUGAGUUCGCCAUGGCGGGGCCUGGGGUUAUUGAGAAGGGGGUGGAGGAUAUGAAAGUUGAUCAUGGUGUUUAG